Messenger RNA from Rodentolepis nana, 477 nucleotides. NCBI's taxonomy places the organism in Eukaryota, Metazoa, Platyhelminthes, Cestoda, Cyclophyllidea, Hymenolepididae. The record is from the annotation of a GenBank genome assembly.
AUGUCUCACCGUCAAGCUGUUGAGAUUAUUCAAGCCGGUGGAAAUAUGAUUCGUCUUGGGGUUCGACGUCUCCUUCCUCCACUUUUACCACCUCAGACAACAUCUUCUAGCGAUGGAAAAUCUCAGCUCCCACCACCACCACCACCUAUGUCAUACGCUCCUUUUCCUCUCCCAAUCACGGCCCUGAACCCCUCUCCCGUACCAACUGGGCCUCCCAAUCUCCGUCUUCCUCAACUCUUCACUCCAUUACCUGUCCAUAAGGCACCCACCUCCAGCCAGAGACCACUUCUUUCAUCUGCUGUUUUGGGUGUCUUUCCAAUUGAGUUUAUUGCUGACUGUGAGUCCAAAAGUCUGUUUCCAAUUGAGUUUAUUGCUGACUGUGAGUCUGAAAGUAUUACCGCUAUGGUGAAUUUCGUAUCCAAGCAACAUAAUUGGCAUCGUGCUAUCCUAAUGGUCUCUAUUUCUCCUUCAAAAGCG